AUGAGCGGCAUGCGCGCCAAAGUCGCCAGCCGGCUGCGGAGCUCGUCGCUCUCAGCUGUGCCUCCGCCGCGCCAGAGCUCCAACUAUUCGACAGACAUGGCCAAGGCGGCGACUUCGAUUCUGUACCGCUCGCCCAUUCCGUCCAGGGAAGGCAGGCCUGUGUUCAUCCUGAACGCGGCUGCCAUGCCCGACACCCACGAGACCGACUUCGACCUGCUCCUUCCCUACGUGCUCGCGCGCCUGCCUGAGGAGGACGACUUGCUGAAGGGAUACGAAUACGAGGUCGUCUUCUUUGCUGGCGACGGCGACAAUGGGGCUACGACGAAGAAGCAUAGGCCGGGCUGGGGCUGGUUCCUGCAGGCAUACCAUGUCCUGUCACGGGCGAUGCGCAAGCGGCUCCAGAAACUGUACAUUGUGCACGAAAAGGCAUGGGUGCGCAUCCUGACCGAGAUCUUCUCGACCAUUGUGAGCCCCAAGUUCAGGAGGAAGAUUUACCAUUGUGAGUGCUGGGUGCCGGGUGCUGCGUGCUGCGUGCUGCGUGCUGCGUGCUGCGACACCUUGACAGAACUCGCCCGCAGCAUACAGGUCGAGAACCUCCUCAUCCCCUCGUCGACGUACCUCACCGAUCGCCGCAUAUCCGACGACAUCUACGUAGAGCACGCCACCGGUCGUCGAGCGUUCGGCGCCCGCAACCCCUUUCCCACAAGCCGCAAUGGCAAGACGCGCUUUCCUCGCGUCCUGCGAGAGGCCACAAGCUUUGUGCUGAUCGAAGAGAACAUCACCUGCGAGGGCCUGUUCCGAGUCCCACCACACGCGAAGCUGCGGGACUGCUUGAAAGAAGCCUACGACAGGGGCCAGAAGUACAUCAUAUGGAAAGACAACGGCGUCACGCUGCCAGUCCCACCAUACUCGAAUGCUGAACACCAGGACGAGAUUCUUGCCGAAGUCGACCCCAAGGAUGCAUACUCCGUCUUCAUGGCUGCCGCACUGAUCAAAGCGUGGCAUCUUCUUCCUCUGCUUGACGCUGUGGCCUCACGGCAUGAGCAGAACAAGAUGACGGCAGAAAACUUGGCCGUGUGCUUUGCGCCGGCAUUGCUGUGUGGACCCGACCAGAUUGAAGACGCUAAGAUGUCUUCAGUCAUCAGACGCAUCUUCAAACACGCAGUCGAAAUGUGGCCAAACGGGCUGCGCGAGGCAUGCGAACAGCCUGCUGAUGCUUUCUAUCAAGAGCUAGAGUUGCCCAAGGAUGAGGCUGAUUGGGACGACCCAGUGGAAGAAAAGCGCGUUUCCGGAGAAGGCAGAGCUUCGAUGGAAGAACAGAUGGGUGGCAUCACACUUGAAGACAACGAGAAGUUAUUCGAGGCACCAUAUCCCGAAGCAUCGCAAGAAACCAUGCCGCCACCCCUCCCUCCUCGAGCUCGCGUCCCCUCGGCGAGAUCCUCUACCGACUCUGCGAAGAGGAAGCCCGCACCACCGCUGCAAGUGCCGCCACCCAGAUACUCUACCGUGAUUUCAGAUGCACCAGAAGACGUCGCCGACUCGCCUCUGACUUACGCUGCAACAACAAACGGCUUCUCGCCACGAAGACCUGAUGAUGAGCAGGCACCACCACUGCCUCCACGAUCGAAGGAACAAAUCUCGGAUGAGAAGGCUGGCUUUCCUCCCAAGUUGAACAUUCCAAAGCGGAAGAACCUGACAUCAGCGCAGGUUGACAACGUGGAAAGGUCCGCCUAUGCGCAGACACCCACUUCAGCGUCUUCGGAGCGUUCCCCAAACACAUACGAAACAGCCAGUCGAGGAUCAUACCAGCCACCACACGGCGGAAUGGCGCUUCCGGGAUUGACCAGGCAAAGCUCACACGAGGAUUCAUCUCCCACUUACGCGCCAAAGCGAGCACCACCCGCCAUCCCCGCCAUCACCCAAAGCGAGCAAUCCUCCCCUGUCAACGCCCUCUCCUCCUCCCCAUCAGACCCCAAACCCUCCUCCGCCACCGAAUUCCGCCGCCCUUCAAUCCCCGCCUCUGCGAACCGUAUCCCCACCAUCACCGGCCUUGCCCGCCCCGUCUAUCCCAGCACCCCCAACACAAACCAAAAUCGCCCCCCUUCGAAAUCUACUUCCCUCCCCAUCCCCGGCCCUAAGCCGCGCGCCAUCAGCCCGGGCCUGCUGCACCGCAUGCCGAGCUUCGAGGCACGCCAGGUGGACCGCAAGAUGCUGACGCCGAACAAGCUGAAUUUGAAAAAGCAGUCGGUCGAGGACUUGCGCAAACUAUAUGAGGAGCGCGCGGGGACGGCGAGUGUGCUGGUCGAGGCGGGGAAGUGGGGGAAAGAUGCGAAUGCGAACGCGAGGAAGUAG
Molecule: messenger RNA, 2352 nt
Organism: Parastagonospora nodorum SN15
Lineage: Eukaryota; Fungi; Ascomycota; Dothideomycetes; Pleosporales; Phaeosphaeriaceae
Exons: 4
Coding region: 1-2352 (783 amino acids)
Biological process (GO): small GTPase-mediated signal transduction
Cellular component (GO): cytoplasm
Molecular function (GO): GTPase activator activity
Source: RefSeq, a predicted model, not a curated record